AAACUUUGUAGUGCUCUGGAGCAAGACCAUGCAAAGCUACAGAUGGCCAAGGAAGCUGUAGAGCAAACGACACGAGAGCUGAGGAAAGAGGGAGAACUUCUUCAUAAAAAUCUCCAGCAACAGAUGUCUUUAAACAGAGGUGAAGAGAAAGCCUGCCAGAUGGACAUUUUUUUAGCAAAGGAGGAGGAGAACAGACUGAGGCAGGAGAAGCAGGUGCUGAAAAAGAAGCUGGAAGAAGUGAGGAUGAGGGUCCUUUGGGAGGAUCCAGCGAUGAUGCUGUCUGCCUUGCCAGAGAAGAAAAUGGUGUUUAAGGGGCUUGUAACAAACAAGGAGGACACGAACAAGCUGAUGCUCACCCCGCUGAUCCGCUACCCUCUGCUGGGGGGCUCAGCUCUCAUCACCUUUGAGAAGGCAGAGGUGGCCCAGAUGAUCAUUGAGAUGAAGGAGCACAUGGUGGACCUGAGCUACGGGGAGGAGCUGGAGGAGCUCGACCGGUGCAGAGUGCGAGUGCAGGCGGCGCCGGUGGAUAUACCGCUGCCGUCUGCCCUGGAGAUCGGGGUGACUUGGAGCAGCAGGAGCAUCCUUGUGUCUGACCUGCCCAGCCUGGGCAUCCCUGAGGAGGCACUGCUGGACAAGCUGGAGCUCUUCUUCAGCAAGACAAAAAAUGGGGGUGCCGAGGUAGAGAGCAGGGAGUUCCUGGAUGACCCUGGCCAGGUUGUGCUGACCUUCGCUCAAGACGGAGUGGCAGAGCCUCUAAUUGCGAGAGGACGCAUCCAGGUGCCUAUUGGGAAAGGGAAAUACGAGGUCAAAAUAUCACCGUGCAUGAGCGGCGAGAUCGCAAACCUGCAGCUCCAGCCCUCCCGCUGCCCCAGGACUGUCCUGCUCUUCGGGAUCCCAGACGUGCUGGAUGAGGAGUCCAUGAGGGACGCCCUGGAGAUCCACUUCCAGAAGGCCAGCCUCGGUGGGGGAGAGGUGGACGCCCUCGCCUACGUCCCGGCAGGACGACUGGGGGUGGCUGUUUUCGCGGAGGACGCGGGCUAG
Molecule: messenger RNA, 1041 nt
Organism: Merops nubicus (carmine bee-eater)
Lineage: Eukaryota; Metazoa; Chordata; Aves; Coraciiformes; Meropidae
Gene: IFI35
Product: interferon-induced protein 35
Exons: 7
Cellular component (GO): nucleus
Source: RefSeq, a predicted model, not a curated record